Messenger RNA from Penicillium expansum, 1917 nucleotides. Its product is annotated as transcription factor domain-containing protein. Gene Ontology annotation, biological process: DNA-templated transcription; regulation of transcription by RNA polymerase II. The record is from RefSeq and is a predicted model, not a curated record. The coding region runs from base 1 to 1917 and encodes 638 amino acids. Gene Ontology annotation, cellular component: chromatin. Gene Ontology annotation, molecular function: zinc ion binding; DNA-binding transcription factor activity, RNA polymerase II-specific; RNA polymerase II cis-regulatory region sequence-specific DNA binding. NCBI's taxonomy places the organism in Eukaryota, Fungi, Ascomycota, Eurotiomycetes, Eurotiales, Aspergillaceae. The transcript has a single exon.
AUGCUGGGUCAGUUGGCGGGCACAGACGCUCCUUCCGUAGGACCCACCACCCCAUCUCCAGCCCCGGAUUUCGGAUAUGCUCUCGGUGGCUUUGGGCCGGGAUCAUAUCAUGGCCAUGACUUCACCUCAUUUUUGGAUAGCGUUCCCUUGCCAAAUCAUCCCUUUUCGCCGGCUUAUCAGCCACUUCCGCUAUUCCCACCCUUGAACUUCUCCCCGGUUCCAGACUAUGAUCAAUCUUCUGAUAGAGGGACUUUGACUGAGACUACGCCUUCGACGCCUUCAAGCUCCAUACUUCCCCGACAUGGCGCUCAGUUGCCCUCACUCCAGCCGGAGGGGUAUCACAUCUCCUCCAAGGCGCGUCAGCCCACGGGAUUCGUACCGGUCACGGCUCAAUGUCGGGAGAAGUUAUCGCAUAUGUUAUCUGAAUACGCCAAUGUGGUCCCAGAUCCAUCUUUGCCAUCUCGACAUGCGUUAUCCCGAUGUGUGACCGGGUAUGUAACUGGUUUCCAUGAGCACUACCCAAUCGUGCAUAUCCCGACCUUCGAUGUAGACUCGAUGACAUUACCGCUCUUCUUAUCGAUGGCGGCAUUGGGUGCACGGUAUUGCCGCGAGCCAGAGACUAGCAUGCGUCUCUACCAGAUUGCCAAACCCGUGGUUUUGGAACAUUGUCGCCGGGUCUUCCAAUCGGGCAAGCUGUUCCCGGCUAAUAUCGCCGACGACAUUGAUGCCCUAGAAACUCUACAGUCGUUAUUGUAUCUGACCUCGGUGUCGCUAUGGUUCAUCAACAACCCCCCAUACCACGAGGGGCUGGCGCUUCGCAGUCUAAUGGAAAUGCUUAUGCGAAAAGGUGGACUGAACCGACUACCCGAGGAUGACGGGACAUGGAGUAGCUGGAUACGACGGGAAUGCGUAAAGCGCACCAAACUAAUUGUCCUCUGUUUCUUCAGUAUCCAAACCAUUGUCUUUGACGUACCACCGAUGAUUCUCACAGAAGAUUUCACAAUCGAAUUACCCUGCACCGAAAAAGAAUGGCAAGCCGCGCGCGCAGACCUCUGGCAGGCAGAGCGGCUGAAGAGUCCCGGCGAACCAAAAUUCCAAGAUGCCCUUUCAGCCCUCUUCGGACCAACCAGUGAUGUAGAGCGGUUCUCCUCACUCGGCGGCUACGUUCUAAUCCACGCAAUCCUACAAGACAUCUGGCUCAUGACGAAAGCGGGCCGACUACCCGUGUCACGACGAAACCGCUUCACCCCAUCAUCAGUGACAUCCACCCCUGAACUCGUAAAGGUCGAACAAGCACUCGAACGCUGGUGCCAGUGCUGGGAACGCAACCAAGAAUCCUCCGUCGACCCACUCAGCCCGAACGGCCCGCUAUCCUUCACAUCAGCAGCCCUACUUCGACUAGCCUACAUCCGACUCAACGCAGACUGCGGCUCAGCCCGCCAACUGCAAACAUGGGACCCUGUUCAGAUCGCAACCAGUCUCCGUGACAAUCUCUCGGUCCGACGCGGCGACCGUCUCACACGUGCAGCGCUCCACUGCGCACAUGCCCUCAGCACACCCGUCAAGCUCGGGAUUGGAUUCGUCGCGCACUCGCAGGUGGCGCUGUGGUCGAACCAGCAUGCUUUGUGCUCUCUGGAGUGCGCGGUGUUGUUGGCGAAGUGGCUCGAGGCGAUUACGGUGUCCGAUCCGGAUCCGAGGCUGACGGAGCAGGAAACCCGGUUACGGGACUUCGUGCUAGAGAUGGUUAUGGAGGUGCAGCAUGGUGUCUCGAGGGAGUGGCUGCUUGCUACUAAUACUCGGCUGAGUGCAGCGGUUACUAGGUUGUGGGCGCGACUGUUUACGGCGGAUUAUAUAUGGGAGAUGGUUGCUUUGAUUGGGAGGUCUUUGAAUAGCUAUGCGGAUUUGCUGGAAGAGUAG